Hypomesus transpacificus is the source of this 4854-nucleotide messenger RNA. Its product is annotated as MBT domain-containing protein 1-like. Gene Ontology annotation, biological process: regulation of DNA-templated transcription. The record is from RefSeq and is a predicted model, not a curated record. Bases 144 to 2378 code for a protein of 744 amino acids. Gene Ontology annotation, cellular component: nucleus. Gene Ontology annotation, molecular function: zinc ion binding. The transcript has 17 exons. NCBI's taxonomy places the organism in Eukaryota, Metazoa, Chordata, Actinopteri, Osmeriformes, Osmeridae.
CGACUGAAAUAUGAUAAUUAUGUUGAUAUGCUAGCUAGCAACUGGAGUUUAUUUUUUGCAUUUUAGGUUUCAUUAAAUCUUCUGUCUUUUCUCUCUCGGUGUUGUGUCUAGCGAAAAUAGAAAACGCUCUGCAUGAAGGGCUGAUGGAAAACGCAAGAGAUUUGGCUGAGCGACCGUCUCGUUCGGAGCGGAAGAGGCGGGACUCGUUUGGGAUGUUCGAUGGCUACGACAGCUGCAGCGACGAGUCCAGCAGCAGCAGCAGCUCGGAGGAGAGCGAUGAGGAGGUGGGCCCUUCGCUCCCCGCCGGCCUGCCCAUCAUCAAGACCAACGGCCAGGUCUACACCUACCCAGACGGCAAGGCUGGCAUGGCCACGUGUGAGAUGUGUGGGAUGGUUGGUGUCAGGGACGCCUUCUACUCCAAAACCAAGCGCUUCUGCAGCGUUUCGUGUUCCAGGAGCUACUCGUCCAACUCUAAGAAAGCCAGCAUACUGGCUCGUCUCCAGGUAACAGCUCCCUCACCCAGGCAGGAGAAGUCUCCUGGCUACAGCACUGGUCCUGAAUGGGUGCAAGGUGAAAUGAAGGGGAAACCGCCCACAAAAAAGGCCAAGGUGCUCCAGAAACAGCCUCUCAUGGCUAAACUAGCAGCCUACGCCCAGUACCAAGCUAACCAGCAGAACCAGGUGAAGACUAAGACAGUGGUUCCUGUGGAGGCCUUCGACUGGGGGCGCUACAUCGGCAGCGGGGAGAUGGCCGGGGCUCCUGUCAGCUGUUUCAAACACGUGCCCAUGGGGACGUCAUGGGGCGAUAUCUGUGAAGGCGUGAGGGUGGAGGUGCCAAACACAGACAGCGGCCUGCCCAUGAAGGUCUACUGGAUCGCAGGCAUCAUAAAACUGGCAGGCUUCAAGGCUCUGCUGCGGUACGAGGGUUUCGACAGCGACUCCACCCGGGACUUCUGGUGUAACCUGUGCGUCCCAGACAUCCACCCUGUGGGCUGGUGUGCUGAGGGAGGAAAGCCCCUCGUUCCCCCCAUAUCCGUGCAGCACAAGUGCACCAACUGGAAAUCCUUUCUGGUAAAACGUCUCACGGGCUCAAAGACCCUGCCUCCUGAUUUCUCCACUAAGGUUCAGGAGAGCAUGCAGUUCCCCUUCAAGAAGCUGAUGCGCGUGGAGGUGGUGGACAAAGCCCACCUGUGCCGGACGCGCGUGGCCCUGGUGGAGCAGGUGAUCGGGGGACGCCUCAAGCUGGUCUACGAGGAGUGCUCCGACGGCACCGACGACUUCUGGUGCCACAUGUACAGCCCGCUCAUCCACAGCAUCGGCUGGUCGCGCAGCAUCGGCCACCGCUUCAAACGAUCCGAUGUGUCGAAGAAGCUUGAAGGUCAAGUGGAUGCUCCCGGAAAGCUCUUUGCUAAGGUGAAGGACGUGGACCAGAGUGGGGACUGGUUUAAAGACGGGAUGAAGCUAGAAGCCAUCGACCCGCUCAACCUGUCGGACAUCUGUGUGGCUACCGUCAGGAAGGUCCUGGCGGAUGGAUACCUCAUGAUCGGCAUCAAUGGUUCAGAGGCUGCGGAUGGAUCUGACUGGUUCUGCUAUCACUCUACCUCGCCCUCGAUCUUCCCUGCCGGAUUCUGCGAAAUCAACAUAAUCGAGCUCACCCCACCUCGAGGAUACACAAACCUCCCAUUCAAAUGGUUUGACUACCUCAGGGACACAGGCUCUGCGGCGGCACCAGUUCACCUCUUUAACAAGGAGGUUCCCAACCACGGCUUCCGCGUGGGCAUGAAGCUGGAGGCUGUGGACCUGAUGGAGCCGCGCCUGGUGUGCGUCGCCACGGUGACCCGCAUCGUCCACCGCCUGCUGCGGAUCCACUUUGACGGCUGGGAGGACGAGUACGACCAGUGGGUGGACUGCAGGUCACCUGACCUCUACCCUGUGGGCUGGUGUCAGCUGACCGGCUACCAGCUGCAGCCCCCCGCUGUGCAGGCCUCCAGGGAGCUGCCUGCCAGUGUGGCCAAGCAGAGGAAGAAAUCUCAGCAGUACAAAGGCCAGAAGAGAAAGCGGAAACUUCCCCUCUGCAAGAGACCAGUCAGUCUCUCUGGUGUGGUGUUGACAGGGGUCCCCCCCAGGAACCUGUCAGGGGAUGAGAACAUGACCCCGCCCAAUUACCCGUCCCCCCCCACGCCUGCGUCGGCCGCGGGGACGGGGACAGGCCCGCCCGCCUCGGCAGGUCCGGGCCGCAGCCCUGAUGCAGCUCAUGGGGCGGAGUUGCAGAUGAAGGAGGAGCCAGUCGAGGGGGGUGACUUCGCCUGCCCGCAGGGGGGCGUGUCCGACCCGGAGACCAACGGCUCUGGAAGUUUCUACCUGAAGCAGGAACCUUGAGGGAGCGGACAUCCCCACGCUCGCACCUGGUGGGGUGGGGGUGGGGGGGGGUUGGGGGGUAAGGCAGGCAAUCUAUCUCAAACAUCCUCCAGCCCUCUCCAACUGGGUUAGCUUAGCUGGGUGGCUGCAGCAGCCAGGGACAGGGUGGCAGCGGGUUUUUUCUAGAUGCUCUUCUCGGUGCAACGGAACCAGUCAAAUCAGGUGCACCUGGAGUGUCAGGAAGAGUUUGAGAUGUUGUAUGGCCCCAGGUCUUCCACAAACACACGGGGGGGCAGGGUCGUCCACGGCUGGCAACGACCCCAGACGGGGUCAGGUCUAGCAGGAGUCUGCAGACCAGCAGAGAAACAGCGAGACGCUCUCUUGGCCUUUAUGACAAUAGUGUUCUCUCAGUUUGGCUUCAUUUUGUAUGGCAAGCGAAAAAAGAAAACGAUGGGUUUUUCUUUCUUUUUUUUUUUUAGGAAUUUUUCAAAGCUGAGAUCUUUUGUGCAUCUCUUGUACUUUGUUACUUUGACGACUAGGAUCAUCUCUAUGGGUAUACUGUGAGUAUUCAGUAAUCAGCUGUUCCUAAAACAGGGUGUGUAUUGUGUAUUAACGUUUGAUGAACUUGGGACUGAACAUUACUGGUAGACAUUCAUCCCCAAUCACAGACCAGGAGCAAGACCCACCUCUGCCAGCCUUCCUAGAAGGUCUACACUGGACUACGUCAAAGCAGCUUGAGGUCACUCGUGUCCGAUCCUUGUGUUUAGGGUCAGUGCUAACUGACAGGUCGACAUCAGGGUCACCUGUGGGUGUACCCGGGGGCCUUGGAAGUGGACUCAUCUCGCUAGCUUCCAACCCUGUUCCUGGAGAGCUACCUGCCUGUUGGGGCUUGCCCCCCAACCACACUCAUUUGAACCUGAUUCAACGCGAGUUACCUGAUCAACCAGCUCGUGACCAGACUGGGGUGUUCUGGAUUAGUGUUGGCGUGUGAGCCUGCAGCCAGGAGCUCUCCAGGAGCAGGGAGGGACACCACUGCUUUAGAGAUUCAGCCGACAGUUUAACUGGAGUGAAGAGUCGCUGUUAUUGAGGUUUAUCACGGCUCAGUGGGUCUAACAUUCUUAUGCAAAUGUAGAUCCCAUCAGUAUGAAAGGUCUUCUUUGAUCGUGUUGAAUGUUAUAUUAAGCCUAUAGCAUAACUACAGAGAAGAUGUCACGAUAGAGCCAUAUGAAUAUUGACAGAAGUAUUCAGCCGAGCCGACUGUCCGUAUGAUCCAUCUCUCAUCACUGCCGACAUCAUCGACACAACAUCCUUACGUUGACACCUAUAGACUUAUAGCUGUCGCUAAUGUUUGAUCUUCCUCUGUAAGAAGUGGUCUAAAGUGUGCUGUAGGGCAAGUUUAUAGAGCGAUGGCAUUAAGGCUGUAGGUAACUGCCACAUCUGAAAUGGUGAAUAACAUUAUCAGGCUAUCACUAACCAGCUAUCACACAGGCCCACACAAGUAGUGGGAGCCAAGUUAUAAGAUGUUACGAGAUGUUAAGUUGUCCGAAUAUAUUGUAGAGAAAAAUAUAUAUGAUAUAUAAACAGAACAAUAUAGUAUAUAGCAACAGAGGCAAUUUACAACAAAUCGAUUUUUUUAAUUUUUAAGAUUUCCACAUCAAACAUUUAAGAAAGGAAUUUAUCCAUAUUAUAUACAUAAUUUACUCCUAUCACAAUUGAAUGCACUCCCCCGUUUCACUUUCUAUACCGGUAAGAUUGAUAAUUUACUCUCAGGAAAUCCUCUUGUAAAUAUAUAAGCUUUAGUGUCGUAAUGGUGGUCGAGAAAGUUGUUUGUUGUCGGCAUGCUGAAAUCAGACGCAGGUGGAAGAGUUCAAUGUGUUAGUCCAGCACCCCCACACUGUACGUCACUAGCUACAGCCACCUCAGACACACAGAGACCUAUGGAAAACGCUUGUGAUACAAUGGCUCUCCUUAAUGUGUUGGUUUCUCUGGAAUGGUAAGAUGUUUUGUAAGGAUUACCCACGCGUACGUCACUGUUGGAUGUAUAGAUGUUUGGUUUCAACUUUCUUAAGCAAGUGUUAUGUUUAAUGUUUCGCUAUGUCCGGUGUCUGUUCUUGCAGUUGACUGUAUGUUUUGUAUGACAAAGCCUUGGACUAGAACCUAAACCGGCGUAACAUUUUUAUUUUAUUAUUACAGGUAUUUGGUUACCUGUAGUAAUCAUACAGCAAUAGUCUAGCUAGUGUGUCUGUGUGUGUGUGUGUGUGUGUGUGUGUGUGUGUGUUCUAAAAUAUACUAUCCCAUCAAAACUCAAGUCACACAAACAAUCAAAAAAUAUAACUUCAUUUUCAUUAGCAUUCCCCUUUCUCUCCUUUUUAAAUUUGUAUUCCUUUUUAGUUUUCAAUAUCCACAGAAUGUGUUUCGGAAAGAGACCAAAUCCUGGACAUGUUUUGUACAUCGAUGUUACUGCUUUGAUAUAUGGCAUGACUGUUUGAGGGGAAAA